Ruditapes philippinarum (Manila clam) is the source of this 2711-nucleotide messenger RNA. RefSeq names its product C-type lectin domain family 4 member G-like. The transcript has a single exon. NCBI's taxonomy places the organism in Eukaryota, Metazoa, Mollusca, Bivalvia, Venerida, Veneridae. Gene Ontology annotation, molecular function: signaling receptor activity. The coding region runs from base 46 to 804 and encodes 252 amino acids. The record is from RefSeq and is a predicted model, not a curated record.
ACAAAGAGGAAAAGUUUCUUUAAAGUAUCACGUAUUUACACCAAAAUGGAUAUUAAGCUGUUCUCUAUGAUUUUCAUUCUGUGUUUUGUAGAAAUUUCUACUAUUUUUGUUUCUGAAGAAACAUUUCAAAGAAAAUUUAAGACUUUAAAAUAUCGCCUUGACAAUGUAACUUUGCAGGUGUCUAAUUUCCAAAACUAUAAUGCAGAUAUAUUGAACCGCUUAGAAACAUGCAAUAAUUUCGUAUGGAAUAUAAGCCAAAUUCUAUUUCCAACAGUGAAGCAAUGCCAGGAAGUGUCAAACAAAUUGAUAGAAAAAACUGACAGUUUAACACAGAAGUAUGAAAGCUUAUUGAAAAAGUAUGAGGCAUUGGAAAAAGAGAUCAGCAAACUAAAACAAUGUUCACCUGGCUGGUUACCUUAUAUGAACUCCUGCUAUAUAUUGAAGAAAGAAGCAGUAGAUUGGUUCCAAGCUCGAAAGUGGUGUAGAAAUAACCAAGCAAAACUUGUGGAGUACAGUGACAUGGAUGAAGUAACCUUUGUUUUAUCAACAGCUAAAGCUUAUCAUUACUGGGGUACUGGUGAUUGGGCCGGAUUCUGGGUAGGAGCUAAUGAUCAACAGAAAGAGGGAGUUUUCAAAUGGACUUCAAGUAACAUCAACUUACACUGGAGGUACUGGUUACCAGGGCAACCAGACAGUAUUUCUGUUGAUGAAGACUGCAUAAUGACACUGGUGAAUCAACAAGGCAAAUGGAAUGAUGAUUCAUGUGACAGGAAACUACCCUUUGUGUGUGAAAAGUACAUGUAGGGAGGAUGUACACCAAUACUCAAACAUUCACAUUUGAAUUAAGGAUUUAAAUAAACAAUAAACAUUUGAACAGUAAAUCUCUCUAUACUGUGUAUAACUUUUUAUUUUUUGUUUGUUUGUUUCAUUUUACGCCUUUUCCCAACAGUAUUUCAGUCAUAUAGGCGGGUAGUUUCCUAACCAUCGUUCCUGGAGAGUUACACCUGUACUAGACUACCUUCAUCUGCGCUAAACUACCAAAGCAUCUCCUGGGGAUCGAACCCACGCCAGAGAGGUAACCGAAUUAGAAGUCAUUGACUCUAACCCCUCGACCACGUAGUAACUUUUUAAGUAAACACUCUAAAACUAAAAAUCAUAUAUACAUGCAAAUCCACCUCAAAGGAAUUUCUAAAUUUCUUAAAUCAAAUUGUAUCAAAAAGUCAUACAUGUGUUGGAAUUUAAAUAUUGCUAAAUUAUACAAAAACGUAGCUUUUGCAAGAGAAAAAUGAACAUUCAAUGAACAAAUCUACAACUACAUAUACAAUAUACACAUGUACAAAAAUAUUUUCCAAUUUCUGAUUUUGUUCAGUCCAUUUUCUGAUAAAUUGUGGAAAAUGAUUUUCUUGAGAAAGUAAAGUAUGUUUUAACGUGUCCCCUUGAAUCUGCAAGAUGCCUGUGUUUUAUCUAUUGACAACAUUUAAAGGGUUUUAAGCUAUAUUUAAAGAUGUUUUGUCAUAAAAUUUUUAACAAUAUAUUUGUGUUUUUAACAUAAUCUUAUGGUUGAUUCUUGAAAAGUGAUGUCAAAUCCUUGUCAGAAAAAAAUAGAGGUAAAAAUUUAAAAUCACAAUUUUUAAUUACAAAUUGUAAUUAAAACAGAAAAUAUCAAAUUAACUUAUAAAUAAAAGAUUAAUACCUCUAUCAAAAAUUCUAUAUAGACACAGUGUAACAUUACUAACUUUUGGUAAAAGUCACUGGCACACCUCUAAAUAUGAAACUAACUACACAAAAGACUGAAAAAAUAAAUUAAUCAAAAUUACCUUCAAUAAGAAGAGUGCAGAGAUCUAGCACCAAACUAUCAGAGGGAGAUAACUUGGCAAUAGUCUGAAAUAGAAAUAUUUUUACAAUAUACAAAAUGUAGUAUAAAUAAUUGUAAAUCUGCAGUUGUAACUAUUUCAUGUAGCAAAGCUUAAUUUAAAGUUAUAGCUUAUUUUUGUCAUAAAGGAUAAUAACUUUUAUUAUAUACCUAUUUUAUAAAUGUUCUCCCUAAAAUACACGCAAAUCUUGUAGCGUGAACACGCUUCAACGAAUAAAAAAAUUCAAAUUAUGUUAGAGACAAAUACAAUACCAUAUAUUGAAGUGCCAGACUAUUUUAGUUCCCAUCUUAGUUGUGUAUUACGUAGCAUUUGAAAAAAAUGAGAACCAAAAUUAUUAAAGGCAAAAAAUUACGUUUUCUUCUGCCAUUUGUAAUUCUAUUUAUUGACAGCUAUAUUUCAGUUUCUGAAAUAACUAAUAGAAGUUAAGAAUUUUGAAACUUGUUUUGUCUUAAAAUGUAUAGGUAUAUAAUGAAAGGAUAAUUAUGUUGUAGCAGCUUUCUGAGGCCAUGUAUUUUGCUAUGAGCCUUGGGUCUCGUGAGAUAUCAAUAUUUCAAUGUUGCUAGUAGCAAAAUACAAAUCUUUAGAAAGCUGCUAUAACAUAAUAUUCUAUAAUUUCAUUUAUCAUUGUACAUGCAUAGUUUUCUUGUUAUAAAUCAUUGUAAAUCUAUAGUUUUAUCACUUUCUUUCAUAAUUGUGAAUCAGCGUAUUUUUACGCUUAUCAUAUGAUAUCUUUGUCAUAACAAUAUUUUAUCUUUUUACUUGAAAAUCAGCUUUUGUAUGCUUACUUACAUGCUUUACCACUCUCUGUAAAACAAUUAAUAAAAUGUAUCUUUCUGA